AUGGAUGUUUCAGAGCUUUAUAAUCAUGACGGUAAGUCAUCAGAUGAGUCUUCAGAAUCACAGAUUCCCCACAAAAGAACGACAAAGGAAUAUAAAAUAUUAUACUGCUACCUUAUGAUGAAGUUGAGAAAGGCCGCAGGAGCUGCUAAGAAAAUGGAGAAAGAGAUGCAUCACUCGGAUAUGUUAAUAAAGGUGUUGAACAUGAGAAACAACAUGAUUGUCGACUUGUUAAAGUAUUUAGAUGAAAAUGAGGAUCUCAACCCGAUAUAUCCAUGUCCAUAUUAUAAAGAAACACAAAUAUUAGAAAGAGUUAGUUCCUCUGAGGAAGCAGUAGCACCAAUUUUAAGGCCAAUAAUAGAUAGCAUUUCUAAUGAUGGAACACGAGAUCCAUCAAAAUUGAUGGACUUCCUCAACAAAAUCAAAUUCUCUGAGAAUCUGAACUAUGAAUUAUACAAUUUGGAGAAUUCAGAACUGCCGGAUAUGUUCAAUGACUCCGAUUUCGAAGAGCUUUUUAGUGAUGUUAAACGAAAUAGAUAUUACGUGCACGAUCAUAACAGAUUUGUUGAUCCUGGAGAGGCGGAUCUAUUGGCAUUGGGCUCUACUGUUCAUGUGAAACAGGUCACAUUGAAGUUUACUGGAGGAAAUAAGGCAAAACUGGCCACGUUAUGUACAGACUAUGACAAGGAGGAAGAAAGCUAA
Molecule: messenger RNA, 699 nt
Organism: Brettanomyces bruxellensis
Lineage: Eukaryota; Fungi; Ascomycota; Pichiomycetes; Pichiales; Pichiaceae
Exons: 1
Coding region: 1-699 (232 amino acids)
Source: RefSeq, a predicted model, not a curated record